AUGGAGAAUCCGAGCGCAGACAACAUACCUCUCGAAGACCUGCCGGCACCGGAGCUGCUAAGUCUGAACCUCAGGCGGGCUUUGCAGCGUGUUAUCUUAGAUGAUGAUACUAACAAUGCCACGCGCCGCGAUAGCGUCCAAGAGAUGCUACAAAGUCUGAUCUCGAGCGAUAUCUCUAGUAUGGCUAAAUGGGACUUGAAGACUCUGUCCCUAUCGUAUCGCUUCUUCAAAGAACGCCAGCCAUCAAAAAUUGACCACAUCGAUGGUAAAUCCGUGCUCUCAUUUGACAGGCUUGCCGUGCACUGGAUUUUAUCAGGACCAACAUCACAGCCCAACGCAACAUCAAAGGACGACACAUUCUCAGAUUGGGCAUGUCGGCUUGCCGUUAGGCUUUCGGAUAACUCUCCCAAUUCUCUCCAAAUCUUGGCAAUAAGUGAAAACCCGCAGGCAGCGGAUUUGGCAUCGUUGAUUCCCUUCAGGCUUAAAACUCUCGCGAGCGUGGGUCUGCUCGGGAACUUGAACACAGUUUACCGUCAGCCUGUUUUGCUAUUCAGAUGCCUCGUCUCUACCCUUUGGCAAAUACAGAGUUCUUUUGAUUUGAGCGAGAUCGGAACUUUUGACAGUGAUGGUUUCGCUGACCCUCCUCCCCUUCAACCCAUCUCUCUUCAGCGGCCAGCUCAUGGCGAGAUUUCUCCAGGCAACGAAGUCUAUUGGGGAUUGAACUGCUAUGGCUCCGGAAACAUGGAUCCAACUUAUUGUCCAAACACCCUGCGCCUCGCCUGGCAACACAUUGUGAGGCCAUACAAAUCCGAUUUCAGAGUUUAUAUCUCAGAAACUGAGAAAAGUUUGCCCUACUACGAGUAUGCACUCAUCAAUUAUCGACCUGUCGCUUCUAAUUGUGACCAGGCUCGAAUUUUUAUUCAAUUUCGUUCACCCAACUCUGUAGAGGAGUUCUCCACGUUUCUCGAGCAGUCCAGAAAAUCAACUGGUGGAAACGAAGACCAAGAGACAAGUGCUCCUGGUGAGUGGUGCACCGAGGAGGAAGUGCUAAUCUGCAUAAUGUGUGUCUUUCAGGUGAUGAGAUCAGGCACAGUAAAGUUUAUUCAGUCCAUUCACAAAGAACUUAUUCGUAUGCGCGGAAUCAUACGCUUGAGCCCUUCGAGUAGCAAGAUGAAAUAUCUUCUUCAUCUUGAGGAUUGUCUUAGAACGAAUUUGCAAGGAAUCGAACACAGCAUGGCGACUCUCCGAACUCUGCAAUUGUGGAGAAACCCCGAUGAGAAAUUGAAGAACCAAUUAGACACUAUAAAGAGGGACUUGGAGUUUCUGAAAACCCAAAUGGGAACCCUGUUGGACAACGUUAAACGCAACGAAGAGGUCUUGCGCCAGCGAUUUCAAGUCGUUCAAGACCUACGUCUAUUUAGGCUCACAAUCCUAGCAGCCAUAUUCUUACCUUUGUCAUUUACAACCAGCUUCUUUGGUAUGAAUAUUGAGAGCCCAGCUAUUGAAGGCCCAUCGGGAUUCUCAAAUUGGGCCAAAUCACAGUUGGAAGGACUGUCUCCAGAACUACGAAAUUCAACCGAACUUCUCGCCUCUACCAUAGGGGUUUCCGGAUCUCUCAACUUCAACUGGCGCAUUUUCGGCAUCACCGCAGGCUGUCUUCUCCUCACUCUCCCUAUCUCGUUAGCCAUAGGCAGCAUAUUACGCGCCAUAGCUAAAGGGGCUUCCAAUGCGGCGAUAUACUGGCGUACCUUUCUUGCCAUAGUUGCUCUAUUCUGUAUAUUUGUCGGCAUCGGCGGAUACUAUUUUUUGCACAAAGGUGUCUGGAUAGGAGUGAAUUCGUCGUUACUGUUAUAUGGACUCUACGUGGUUCUAAGAGCCGCCGUCAGAAGAAAGGAAAAACCCUUCUUCUGGUCGAUAAUUGUCGUUUUUACGGUGUUCACCAUGUCACUUACUUUAUCUUUUGAUAACCCAUUUUUCUCGUUCUACAUGUUUAUCCCAUACGCAUUGCUUUUCUUUCGGUUCAAUUUGAGAUAUAAUGCGAGCGUGUGGGGUUUCCUUUAG
This is a messenger RNA of Clonostachys rhizophaga, 2061 nucleotides long. The record is from the annotation of a GenBank genome assembly. Lineage: Eukaryota; Fungi; Ascomycota; Sordariomycetes; Hypocreales; Bionectriaceae.